AUGACAGCAGUGAGAUCAUUGAUAUUUCUUUCCCUUUACUUUGCGCUCUUCUUAAAACUUUUCAAAGCUAAUGAUCAAUGCAGAGAGGGAAAAUGUCAAACUUAUUCCCUCGAUAUCUACGGAGAUGCCGUGGAAAACUUUGAGUUAAUUGGCCAUGUUUUUCACCAGUUUGCCACGAAAAACCCAAUUCAUUGCCACAGCCUGUGUGUUGAUGAUUGUCGGUGUUUGUCGUUCAACUACAAGGAAAAUAAUGAAAAAAACGUUUGCGACUUGAAUGACGCCAGCGACUUUACAGACCCGAGCUCUAUCAAACAUUCUCCGGGUUCACGUUAUUACAACCUUCGCAGGGCAUUCAGCGGCCAAAAGGUAUAAAAACGUAUAUCAUGGUGCAUAUAAUCUUUGCAACUUUUUUGGGCAAUAUUUAUGGUCAAGUCAAUUAUUUGUCUUUUGUAUCUAAGUAAUUAUAUAAAAGAGAAUUUUGUAAUGUUUAAGACAAGAACAGCAGUGUUCGCGCUCGAAUCAGUUAACCACUGAUAAAACUUUCUGUGCCGAGUACUUUGAAUAGCUUCCAAAACGUCCCCGGAGUAUUUCAUUUCAAAAGAACUGCUAAAUAUAAAUGCCUUCUCUCUUUUUAAACGUGUUGACUUGAAAAAUGUCAAGCAAAAGCAGUUAAGCUAACAAAUUUUUGGCAGAAAUAGUAUGCAAUUAAAUGUAAGUUUUGCAUCUGAAGUCACGGUUAAUAAUCGUUCACUGGCUUUCGCAAUACGGCCAUCCAGAUGAAAGAGAUUUCCACAACCGGCCAUACAAGAGGAAAACAAAAUGUUCACAGUAGAGUGUCACUUUUUAUAGGUUGACCGCAACGCGACAUGAUUGACAUUUAUACGGAAAUGUAAACUGGUACGAAUCAUAUUAUGUUGUUUGUGAGUCGGCAUUUGGCAUUGGUAGUACGUGAACCGCGGUUUGGUGUCUUCUCGGUUUAGAAAACUUCGUAUUUAGUUUUAGAAUAUAAGUUCUGACCGGUGGACGGUUUUUUUGGAUCUUUUUUCGCUUCGGUAGAUAGAUUUUGUUAGAUUUUGACUUUUCAUAUAAUAGGCCACUUGCACUAAGGGAUCACGUGACCAAUGCUUCCUUUAAACAAUGAGUUGGAAUCUUGCUGAUGCCAAAAAUUGUUAGAACACAUAAAAAUUAUCUUACACCCGAGAUUUGAGAGGAAACGCAUUUAAGGGAGGUAUUUUAUGGGACUUUGAUUUUUCCACAAAGUAGUAUGAUUUGUAUUGGCCUCCGUAUUGGAGGGAAUGUUCUUGCCCUCCAAAAUGGCGGCCAAAACUACUUUUUGAUUAUAUCUUGUUCAACGUCUGAUAGUUACGCUCAGAUGUGCUGUAAACGUUAUCACAUCAUCUUUUCAACAUUUUCCUUGAAGAUUAAGUGCAAAAUUUGUGUUCAGAGAGAGGUAAUUUAUAGAAAAUUCAUACAAGACAGCAAUUAUAUAUUACUGAAGAGAAAGUGAUUACAAGACUUUUUUCAUUAAAUUCUCCAGUUUAACAGGUGUAACCGGCUCGAAGCAAAGAGAAAGAUUGAUCAGUUGAAAAGAUUGAUGGUUACAAAAAUCAAGAGAACUGCAAGAAUCGAAAGUUAACGAAAAUAUUCAUAAAAAGACUUUGUUUAUGAAAUACAAGUUUAGUUCCCUAACAGUCCGAGUCCGUCCGGCAACAUAAGUCUUGUAACCAUUUCCUUCGUUAACAUAAUCAUAGGAAAAAGUACAAUUUUUAAUAACACUAAAACGUUAUAAUUAAACUUAUUUGAACAGGGUGGUUGUUCCUUUUUAGAAUACUGAUUGCUGACAGUAACACCUUCUCGGCAACUAUUCCAGUUUCUGUAAUAAAUUUACCAUUUAUUUUCCAACUUUAUUUUUCACAUUCAAAAUUGCGUUUUUGCGUUCUUUAACAUAAUGUCAUGUGGUAGUCACGUCAUAUGCGUCACUGGCUGAUCAACGUUUUCCUGGGAGUUAGCUAUUUUGUCACGAUUCGAGGAUUCCACUAUCACUUAUAACAUUUGUUCAUCCUUAACUAGUUCAUAUGAAUAAUACUUCUCAUCGCAUCUCUCUUUCUAAAUCCUUUUUUUUUUCAGAGCCACAGUGUGAUGCCAUGUGAUGGUGAAGUCACAUGCAUUAAUGGCUGCUGCAAGAAUAAUCCUUGCCAGAAUGGAGGAACAUGUACAGAAAUAUGUGAGCCCACGAGCGUUCGGUACAACUGUUCUUGCCCAGCAAAGUUUAUUGGUCGACACUGUGAGUUUGAAAGAAAAAGCUGCCAGGCCUAUAAAGCUGCAGGAGAAAGAAAAUCUGGAUUGUACACAAUCAUUGAUGACAGUGAAAGAGUCUUCAAAGUAUUCUGCGACUUUGACUCCGAACCCAAGUUUGCAUGGAACUUGAUCCAGUCAUUUAAGUUUUCAAACAAUGAUAAUUUUAAGGUAAAUAAGGUUCAAGUUAAAUCUAUGUUAGCUUAAAAAUAAAUCAUUUGUAUUGUGUUUCAUGUGGUUCUGUGUUUGUCCUUGUUAGAUCACUGGACUAACAAUUCGGAGGUCCCGAGUUCAAGUGCCACCCGGUCCACUGGUUUGAUUUUUUCUCGGUAGUAACAAGUUCAAAUCCUCGACCACACGUGUAAAUGAUAGUCAACAGGUUUACCUCCGGCCAGUUGGAAUUCUCAACGGGUCAAUUUAGGUUUCUUUGAAACUGCCCACCUACCCCUCCCCUAAGCCAUCAUUUUGCCCUAAGCGAGAAGUAAGUGUUGAUGUUAGCUUAGGGAAGGGGUAGGUGGACAGUUUCCCCGAAACCUAAAUUGAUCCUUCUUAACCACAUUGAUGUUUCUUUAUGGAGAUGUCACAAAUUCAGAAAGUGGAAUCUCAAUAACGGUCAGACAGAAUGAAACUCGAAUUUUAUCAAGACACCCCUUGCCGACCUGCCUGCUUCCUGAAAUCUCCUCAUAACUUACUGUAGAGAGAGCCAAAAACUUGACUGAGUUGUUGUUGUUGUUUAAAUAUGCAGGGCGUUAUCUUUUCUGACUACAAUGACGCAGAUGCGACCAGUGGCGAUCAACCAAACUGGCAUGCGUACUUGAUCCGCCCAGCAUACCUGGCAUGGCUUGGGGCCCAGUCCACUCACUGGCGAGCUACCUGCCGCUAUGAUACCGACGGAGUUGUGUACACAGAUUACAUGCGAACAUCCCUGGCAGAUUGCAACAUACUUACCAUGCAGAAAGAAUAUGGUACGUGCUUCCAGUUUGAAUUCAUAAACAUCCGUGGACAUGAAUGUUUCAAUUGCACUGUACCUCUCUGGAAUGAAAAAGACGCUUAUUCUUUGCAUACAGAUACCCACAUCAAGAAUUGCGAGUUUGACGGGAAAACAGGCUCCGUUCAUCGAGAAGACAACUUUGGUCAUUAUGUUCGUUAUAAUUCCUUACAUCGCUGUUCUUCUGGCUCUGAUUCUACAACUCAGUUCUGGCUUGGAGGCAAAUGA
Porites lobata is the source of this 3511-nucleotide messenger RNA. The record is from the annotation of a GenBank genome assembly. NCBI's taxonomy places the organism in Eukaryota, Metazoa, Cnidaria, Anthozoa, Scleractinia, Poritidae.